Messenger RNA from Tribolium castaneum (red flour beetle), 460 nucleotides. It is a transcript of the gene Atg12, whose product is annotated as Autophagy-related 12. The transcript is spliced from 3 exons. The record is from RefSeq and is a predicted model, not a curated record. Gene Ontology annotation, biological process: nucleophagy; autophagy of mitochondrion; autophagosome assembly. Bases 28 to 402 code for a protein of 124 amino acids. NCBI's taxonomy places the organism in Eukaryota, Metazoa, Arthropoda, Insecta, Coleoptera, Tenebrionidae. Gene Ontology annotation, cellular component: cytoplasm; Atg12-Atg5-Atg16 complex; phagophore assembly site membrane.
AACUGUCACAAAAACGUAACCUAAAAAAUGAGCGAAGACGCUUCUGAAAACAAGGGGGCUGCCGAUUCCCUGCAAUCAUUCCAGUCGAUGAAUAUUAACGAUGGGGACCAGGAAAAUAAUCAAAAGUCCGAUAAGCAAAAAAUCGAUAUAUUGCUUAAACCGACCGGAAACGCCCCAAUUAUGAAAAAGAAAAAAUGGACAGUUGAAGGCGACAAGCCCAUUUCAUGGAUUGCCGAGUUUAUGAAGCGAUACAUGAAAUUGGAGCCGCAAGAAAAAUUGUUUCUGUACGUGAAUCAGACUUUUGCGCCUUCACCCGAUCAGAUAAUGAAAAAUUUGUACGAUUGUUAUUCAACGGAAGGGAAAUUGGUUUUACACUAUUGUAAAACACCAGCUUGGGGUUAAUGUUUUUGUGUGUUUAUUUAUUUAUAAGUUAAUAUAAUAAAUAUAAAAUGGAUCUAUU